AUGGCCCCAGCUGUCUCCAACCUAGAUGAAGAGAGUAGAUGGACAGUUCAUUAUACAGCUCCCUGGCAUCAGCAGGAGAAUGUCUUUUUACCUUCCACCAGGCCACCCUGCGUAGAAGAGCUGCAUCGUCAAGCCAAAUUGAAUUUGAAGUCCGUGUUGAGAGAAUGUGACAAACUUCGGAGAGAUGGCUAUAGAAGUUCUCAAUACUAUUCUCAGGAUCCAACAUUUUCAUCUUCAUCCAACACACUCUAUGAAAGUUACCAAGAUGAUUAUGAAGAAAUUGAACAGAAGUCUAGUCUGUUAGACUGCCUCUCUCAGUCUUGCUUAAGUGCCUGCUGUUGUUUGAUGUCAUGGACGAUCAAGUGUUCCACUCCUUCUCCUGAGGAGGAGAAGCUUAUUCCUGUCAAAAGACCCAAAUCACCAACUCCUGAUGAAUUAUCUGACAUCAAUACUCAGACAAAUUGGACCAAAUCACUUCCACUGCCAACUCCAGAGGAAAAGAUGCGACAACAGGCUCAGGCAGUCCCAGCUGAUGUUAUCCCUAUUAAUGUAACAGGGGAGAAUUUUGACCGCCAAGCCAGCAUACGGAGGUCUUUGAUUUACACAGACACUGUGGUAAGGCGGCCGAAGAAAAUGAAAAGGAGAAAGACUAUUACAGGAGUCCCUGACAACAUCCAAAGAGAGCUAGGUAUGGCUCAUCAGAACUGUAUUCCAUUUCAAUUAAUUGCUUAUUGUAACUAAACUCAUAACAUUUAAUUGCGCUUAUGAAACCAAUACAGUCUGAUAGCCUCCUAAAAGUUCCAAAUGAAUGUAUGGCUGGUGACUAAGAAAGAAUAGCGAGUGCAUUCUUCGUAUUAUUAUUUGUCUCCUACCAAGAAAUUAAAAUUCCCGUUCCACACUGAAGCUUAUGUCUGGGAUUUGCUGCAAGGAAAUGCAAAUUAACACACAUGUGGAUACUGUCACUAGUGGACUUGAGGUAUUCAACAGUAGCCAUUUUCUAAUUUUCAGGGUCAUUUCACAGAUGAUAGUUUUGAUCUAAAAAAUUUCCCAUUUCAGAUUGUGUGUUGAAUGAAUAUCCUGUUUCCCCGAAAAUAAGACCUCCCUGGACAAUAAGCCCAAACGGGCUUAUUAUUUAGCGUGUGCGCUAAAAUAAGCCUUCCCCUGAAAAUAAGCCCUCCUGGAAAAUAUUGUAACACAGCAACAACCAUGA
Molecule: messenger RNA, 1210 nt
Organism: Thamnophis sirtalis
Lineage: Eukaryota; Metazoa; Chordata; Lepidosauria; Squamata; Natricidae
Source: RefSeq, a predicted model, not a curated record